This is a messenger RNA of Neopsephotus bourkii (Bourke's parrot), 2009 nucleotides long. RefSeq names its product solute carrier family 35 member E1 (gene SLC35E1). The transcript is spliced from 6 exons. The coding region runs from base 1 to 1209 and encodes 402 amino acids. Gene Ontology annotation, molecular function: antiporter activity. The record is from RefSeq and is a predicted model, not a curated record. Gene Ontology annotation, cellular component: Golgi apparatus. NCBI's taxonomy places the organism in Eukaryota, Metazoa, Chordata, Aves, Psittaciformes, Psittacidae.
AUGGCGGCCCCGCUGGCGGCUCCGGGCGGCACCGGGGCGGCCGCGGCGGCGGCUCCGGGGCGGGGGGGGCGCGGGCCGGCGCUGCGGGAGGGGGCGCGGGUGUCGGCGCUGUGCCUGGCCUGGUACGGGCUGAGCGCGGGCGGGAACGUGGUGAACAAGCUGCUGCUCGGCGGCUUCCCGCGGCCCGUCACCGUCUCCUUGUUCCACAUCCUGGGGCUCUGCGGGCUCCUGCCGCCGCUGCUGCGCGCAUGGCGGGUGCCGCCCGCCGGCCCGGCCCAGCUGCCGCCCCGCGCCUACCCCCGCUACAUCCUCCCGCUCGCCUUCGGCAAGUACUUCGCGUCCGUGUCCGCGCACGUCUCGCUCUGGAGGGUCCCGGUCUCCUACGCGCACACAGUCAAAGCGACGAUGCCGAUCUGGGUGGUUCUUCUGUCGCGGAUCAUUAUGAAGGAGAAGCAGACGACGAAGGUGUACUUGUCUCUGAUCCCCAUAAUAACCGGUGUCCUGUUGGCCACUGUCACAGAGCUUUCCUUUGACAUGUGGGGGCUCAUCAGUGCGCUUGCUGCUACGCUGUGCUUCUCACUUCAGAACAUCUUCUCAAAGAAGGUGUUAAGAGACUCCCGAAUACAUCAUCUCCGAUUGCUGAACAUACUCGGGUGCCAUGCUGUGUUCUUCAUGAUCCCAACGUGGGUUUUGGUAGAUCUUUCUUCCUUCUUAGUAGAGAAUGACUUGAGCACGAUGUCUCACUGGUCCUGGACCUUGAUGCUGCUUAUUAUCAGUGGAUUCUGUAACUUUGCCCAGAACGUCAUUGCCUUCAGUAUCCUGAACCUGAUCAGCCCGCUAAGUUACUCGGUCGCAAAUGCCACCAAACGAAUCAUGGUCAUCACAGUGUCCCUUAUAAUGCUUCGCAAUCCAGUUACGAGCACCAACGUCCUUGGGAUGAUGACAGCCAUCCUGGGGGUCUUCUUGUAUAACAAGACCAAAUACGAUGCAAACCAAGAAGCAAAGAAGCAGUUACUUCCAGUUACAACUGGAGACCUUGUGAACCUAGACCGGCAUCGGAACACUCCCGAGAAGUCUCAGAAUGGACUUACUGCAUUUGCACCACACGGAGACUAUCAGUAUGGUCGAACCAAUAUCCUAACAGACCACUUCCAGUAUAGCCGGCAAAACUAUCCAACCACCUACAACUUAAAUCGUUUUGAUAUAUAGAGUCCUGGCAAACAGGUAUAGACUGUGAUAUCAGAGUGUCCCCAGCAUUAUCAGAAACUUUUUAGUACAUCCAUGAAUGUAAAGCCAUUUUAUUGUACAGGUUUUGCAGAAGGGAAGAUGCAUGUGUAGUGAAAGCGGUACAGACCUUCAACUUCUGCUGAGCAGAGCUUGGACAUGAAACAGCUCCAUCUGACACUGGAACUAAACACGCGGUGUAGCUUUUGUACAGAGAUCCUGGUGAAAGCACGUAUGUAACUUCAGAGUAAAAUACCUGCUGUUGCUGCUCCUUUUCAGAGUCUGUCAACUGAUGAUUCUUUUGGCAGCUGAAUUGUGGCCAGUAUUUUCUUUCCAUGCUGGUAACGUCACCUUUAAUUUGUUCUCUGAUACAUUUUAGUGAUACUUUUAAUGAAACUUUCAAAAAGAAGUGGAACUUCUGGUUAGCAGGAUUUGUCUGUUUGAGGAGGAUCGACUCAGUUGCAGGUAGGGUAGGCCUGAAUUCACUUGAGCAACUACCAAACUUCAUGAGGGUAUUAACUACUUCUGCACCUCUGCCUUCUGCUUUUGAUGGUGAACCAGAAGUGUUUCUGAAAGAGUUGGCAGUAGAAUGAUCUCUUCAGAAAGCAGGCUUGAGGCACAGAGAAACAGAAUUCUCUAAAAUCACAGUUGUCCCACUCACUGUAGAUAACAGACAGAGCUUAAAUUCAUCAUUGUUUCCUGAAUAAUGUCAUACUGUAACUUCAGAACUUUCUCUUGGCAAUACAGAAAACGCCUUCACAAAUAAAGUGUUUGGAGUAAGAUGA